Molecule: messenger RNA, 1549 nt
Organism: Triticum dicoccoides
Lineage: Eukaryota; Viridiplantae; Streptophyta; Magnoliopsida; Poales; Poaceae
Product: transcription factor RF2a-like
Exons: 4
Coding region: 20-1168 (382 amino acids)
Biological process (GO): regulation of DNA-templated transcription
Cellular component (GO): nucleus
Molecular function (GO): DNA-binding transcription factor activity
Source: RefSeq, a predicted model, not a curated record
UCCCAUCCCCAACCCCGCCAUGGACGCCCCGCCCGCCUCCACCUCCACCUCCGCCGCGGGAUCGGCGUCGGCGUCGCAGGACGCCGCCGCCGAGACCACGCCGCGCCGCCCGGCGGGGCACCGCCGCGCGCAGUCGGAGAUCCUCCUCGGGGCCACCGCCCUCCCGGACGAUCUCACCUUCGACGCCGACCUCGGCGUCGUCGGCGAGGGCGGAGGAAGCGGCGGCGGCGGCGGCGACGAGGACGACGACGACGAGUACGAGGAGGACGAGGAAGGCGGCGGCGGCGGCAGCGGGGGCAGCCGGAUGUUCGAGAUGUUCCUCCAGGCCGGCGGCAGACUCUCCGAGCCGCUGGAGCCGUCGCCGUACCCGCAGCCGCCGCCGCCCGCGCGGCCGCGGCACCAGCACAGCAUGUCGAUGGACGGCUCCACGUCGUUCGGGUCCGCCUCCUCCGGUAUGCCGGGGAGGCACGGCGCGGACGCCAAGAAGGCCAUCUCCGACGCCAAGCUCGCCGAGCUCGCUCUCGUUGACCCCAAGCGCGCCAAGAGGAUCAUGGCAAACCGCCAGUCAGCUGCUAGAUCAAAAGAAAGAAAGAUGCGCUACAUUGCGGAGCUUGAGAGGAAAGUACAGUGUCUUCAAACAGAAGCAACUACGCUAUCAGCUCAGUUGGCCCUGUUACAGAGAGAUACCAGUGGUUUAACAAAUGAAAAUGGUGAUUUGAAGCUGCAAGUGCAAACAAUGGAGCAGCAGGUCAGGUUGCAAGAUGUGCUGAACGACAGACUGAGGGACGAGGUUCAGCAGCUGAAGAUGGCAACAGGACAGCUUAACGCCAACAAUGGAAACCUGGGGAAUUUCGGCGGUCUGUCCUCGUACGGAGUCAAUUCACAGAGCUACCAGCGAAGCCAGAUGCAACAACAAUCUCUUCUGGCUGCUCAGCAGCUUCAGCAGCUCCAAAUCCACUCUCAGCACCAGCAGCCCCAAAUGCACCUGCAGCAGCAACGCCUUGCCAGUGUCCGGCAGCAGCAACAGCAGCAGCAGCAGCAGUCGCUGCUGCGUCCGGAAGCACUGCCAUUUCCGGGAGACCUCAAGAUGAAGGGAAUUGCCAUGACAGCCCAUGUGCAGAAUGCGGGCCCGUCCCCUUUCGAUGGCCGCGCAAGGAGCGAGCCGUGAGAACCGGCGCAGGUAGGGUACAUGUCAGUUGCCAGUAAUAAUAGACUUGCUUGUACUACUGCCUGAGUCGAGUGGCUCAUGCAUAGGCUAGUGCAGUGUGUAGGUAGGUGCCUAGAUGUCUGCAGCAGUCCUCUAGAAUGUCGACCCCAUUCAGUCGCAAGUUUGUUGCAGAACUGCUGAAAGCGGAGCGAGUACUUUUACCAGACGGAGUGUUCCAUCUGGAUUUAACCAUAAAAAGUUGGUGCCCAAAACCUUUCUCGAAUAUGGUGCAAGAACAGAGUGAGAGACUGAUAGUUGAAGCUCAACCAUGUCGGCUUGGCGUCUGUGCCAGCCAGAGCAAAUAAAAUGCUUGGUGGAAAGAAAAUUCCUAUUCUGGGUGCA